AGUUCUGGUUGGGAUUGGCAGGUUACCCUGCCAACGGUCACCCUAAACGAAAAUAAAUUUGUUUUUGCCAACAACAAAUUGUGUUGUUAAAUGGCAGAGCAAACAGACGUCUACGCUUCGUCGCCUCGCAGCUCCGUAAUCCUCGCUCAUCUGGCAGCCAGCCACCGCGGCAGUUAAUACCCGUUGGAGCGUCACACAAAAGAUCUCUCAGUGGGCUUCCAGGCGAACUGGGUACGGACAGACGGAGCACUCAGUUACGUGAACGGUACGGCGGAUUUCGGACUCCGGAUUGUGCGUGGCGAUGCAAGGAUGAACGUACGGAAGCGGCCACGUCUGGAGCUGGAGCUGGCCACAUCGGCGGUGGCACCCGGAGCUCUAAUCACCAGCAGCAAUCCAGCCGAUCUGAUGGGCGGACCAUUCGCCAACGGCCAGAGCCUGAUCCUGACCAGCGCGUCGGGCAAUCCCCUGAUCAGCAGUAGCAGUGGCGGCGGUGCCCAAAUAUUCCUCACCAUAUGCGGUGAGGAGAACUCCGGGGACGAGGAUGAGUCCCAGGAGUAUUAUGCCAUUAAACAGGAGCCGGGCUCCGAGCUGGACGUUCAGGCUCUGCUGCCCACCAACCUGCAGCUGCCAACCGGCUGUGAGAUAUACCUGGUGAAGGACACCAGCCUGGGGUGUCCGGUCCAGACCAAGUCUACCAUUAAAAUUGAACCGGAUGUGCUGAGUGAGAAGCUGAAUGUCGGCGCCACGACAGUCAGCACCUCCACCACAAUUCCUUCCUCAAAAUCUUCCGUUCCUGCAGUGCCUGCGGUAGCUUCCCAUGCUCCCCAAGCAGCAGCUCCGGCUCCUGCUCCUGCAGUGGUGCUAUACCAGCGAUCUCCGGCAGAACCGCUGGCAGCAGCCCUCUCCGUCUGCUCGAGUAGCACUGGCACGCCCACCAGCAAACUGGAGGCGUACAAGAAGCGGGACGACAAGCGCCGGGCGACGCACAACGAAGUGGAGCGGCGGCGUCGCGACAAGAUCAACUGCUGGAUCUUCAAGCUGAAGGAGAUGCUGCCCAGCCUGAGCUCCAGCUCCAGCGAGGCCAGCACCAGUCCCAGCAGCAGCAGCAAAAGCAAUCCCAGUCCCAGCGGACGGACGCCGCCCAACGACUCCAAGUCCCAGAUCCUGAUCAAGGCCUGUGACUACAUCAAGAGCAUGCAGGGCGAGAUAGACACAUUGCGCGACUGUCUGCGGGAGGCGGAUGGGCUGCGGGCCAGCAACCAGGCGCUGCGGGAGGAGCUGGACCGGCUGAAGCGGCAGCAGCAGCUGCAGGAUCGCUUCCACACGGCUGCCACCGGACGAUCCACCUUCAACGUGACCCUCAACUCGCUCAACAGCUCGGCCACCAGCGACCUGUUCGAUGGGAUCGAUACGACGCCCAACCUGGCCGCCGUCUCCUCGCUGGGAUUCGGCAAGCGCGGCCUGCUCAUCAGCGACUACGAUGAGUAAGAUUUUAAGAUAAGUGCGGAGUUAGGAGGAGGAUAAGGAGAUGGCGGAGCUGGCGGAUCUGGCGGAUCUGACGGAUCGGAGCGAGAAGCGCUGGCGCCUCGGAAUAUGGAGAGUAAUACGCCCAUCCACCAAAGAAUGACGUGCAACGUACACGCAACGCAACACAUGCAGUACAAUAAACGGACAUGACGAGUGAUUUCUUGUUAUCGCCGAUGUUAUAUACAUUACACAUAUAUAUAUAUAUAUAAUAUAGUUACAAAAAAAAGAGGAGAAAACCCAAAAAAAGAAACAUGUACACUCCGUACAUGGGGUCGAACUCGGGUGACUCAGUUCGAAGCUGUUCUCAAUUGGAUUUAAUUAGUUGGCCAAGAUGCAGCUGCUUUUGGUUUCUAUUUCUAUUUCUAUUUCUUUUUUUUUACGAAAUGUAUUAGAUUUUAAGUUGUCAUAGGUUCUGGCCAUCUUUCUCACGAAUGAAUUUAAUUAGAAAUUUAUUAAUUAUUAAUUAGAUUAUAAAUUAAAACGUUAAAUUUGUGAAAUUAGAGAGUUAUGUUGCGAGAGUUUGGCUGUUUUUUGAACAUAAUUUUAAUUGUAAUUGUAAUUAUUGGAUAAUUGUUAGUGGAGCGCCCAGUCGCCCUGUUUUUUCCAUCACUAUAUAGUAUAUAUGUACGGAUAUAUAUGUCUACCCACUUGCCUAGACUUAAUACCUUAACUAAACCUACCUAACGAUAUACCAUAUAUUAUGAUCCCUCAAGUAACUCGCAUCUGGAGCAUAUACAUGUGCUUGAUUUUUUCGAUUUUCGAUUUUCGAUUUGUACUGUUUCUCGCACUAAUUACCUAAAAACUAAAUACGAUAUCUUGUUCUGAUAUAUAUAUAUAUAUUAUAUAUAUAUUAUAUAUAUUGACCCGCAUAUGUACAUAUAACCUGAACCGAAAGCGAACGAGAUAGGGAUUGUUGAUGUCGCGGCACUCUUCGGCCCAGAUUGUUGAUAUAUAUGCAUAUAUAUACUGAUCCGAUCCGAUCUGUGUUCAAAUCGGAUCAAGCAUAGAGUAAUAAUCGAUCAUAAAUUGUUGUGAAUUGUGAAUGUUAUAUCAUUGUUUUCGAUAUACGCUGUUUCAGAUCCAAACGAAUAAUGUUUUAUAUUAAAUACAAAUACGAAUACGAAUAUAUGGUAAUUUUUACUUAAAUAUUAAAUUAAAAAUUAAAAAUUAAAAUUAAAAUUUAUAUUUAAACUUGAGACAAAUGCCAAAUAAGCAAAUCGUGAAAUCAAUUGUUACAAACUAUAAAAUAAUAAUUAUUAAAAAUGUUAUCGACCCAUAUAGAGUAUACCCGUAUGGAGCUGGAGCCAGAUCACACUAUAUAUACUAUAAUAUAUGGGAGUUUUGUGUUUCUUGUUGCUAUCUAUAUACAGUAAUAUCACAUUUCUGUCAUUUGACGGCUAAUAAUUCUAUUCAAUUUCAAUAAACGACUCAAUAAUGGUUAACACGAA
Molecule: messenger RNA, 2975 nt
Organism: Drosophila ananassae
Lineage: Eukaryota; Metazoa; Arthropoda; Insecta; Diptera; Drosophilidae
Gene: Usf
Exons: 2
Coding region: 310-1488 (392 amino acids)
Biological process (GO): regulation of transcription by RNA polymerase II
Molecular function (GO): RNA polymerase II cis-regulatory region sequence-specific DNA binding; protein dimerization activity; DNA-binding transcription factor activity, RNA polymerase II-specific
Source: RefSeq, a predicted model, not a curated record